GCAUGUGUAGGGAAGUCAGGGUCUCCAAGUUUACAGAACUUCACAUUCCCACUCUCACUACCAAUCUUCAUCUUUUCAACAGAAACAAGAACAGAAUAAAGAAAGGGGGGGAAGAAAGGGUGACCGCAAAUUCCUUAAAAACGCAUAUAAUUGGACACCCAAUAGCGUCCUCCGCCAUUCCUUACCUCCCAGCUUCCUCUUUGCGAGAAGCGUGUUGCUCAUUGUAAUGUGGAUGGGGUUGCCUUUGGAGGCUCAAGGAUAAGUGUUCUGGAACUUUUCAAAAUCUAAAGUUUUGAGACAAGUAAAUUAGGAUGGCUCCAUCUAGCAAGGCUGAUAAAAAAGGAGCUGCCGAUGUGGGUGCCUGGAUGUUCAAUGUUGUCACUUCUGUUGGGAUUAUCAUUGUCAAUAAAGCCUUAAUGGCUACUUAUGGUUUUAGUUACGCCACGACACUAACUGGUAUGCAUUUCGCUACCACGACCUUGAUGACUGGGGUUUUAAGGUGGUUGGGAUACAUCCGAGCUUCUCAUCUACCUUUCCCUGAGCUUUUAAAAUUUGUUGUCUUUGCAAAUUUCUCUAUUGUUGGAAUGAAUGUUAGUCUAAUGUGGAAUUCAGUGGGAUUUUAUCAGAUUGCAAAGCUGAGUAUAAUUCCUGUAUCCUGCCUGUUGGAAGUGUUGCUUGACAAGAUUCGGUACUCGCGAGAUACAAAGCUGAGUAUAGGAGUUGUUCUCUUGGGUGUUGGUGUUUGCACUGUCACUGAUGUGAGUGUUAAUGCCAAAGGAUUCAUUGCUGCCUUCAUUGCAGUUUGGAGCACUUCUCUGCAACAGUAUUAUGUACAUUACCUCCAAAGGAAGUAUUCACUAAGUUCUUUCAACCUCUUGGGUCACACUGCUCCAUCCCAGGCUGCAACGCUGCUAUUAUUAGGCCCCUUUCUGGACUACUGGUUGACAAACAAAAGAAUCGACACGUAUGACUACAAUGCAGUCUCUGUGAUGUUUAUCGUUCUAUCAUGCAUCAUAGCAGUAGGGACCAACUUAAGCCAGUUCAUCUGCAUUGGCAGAUUCACCGCCGUGUCCUUUCAAGUACUUGGUCAUAUGAAGACAGUCCUUGUGCUUAUCAUGGGAUUCUUUUUCUUCGGAAAAGAUGGUCUUAAUCUACAUGUGGUUCUGGGCAUGACCAUAGCUGUAGCUGGAAUGAUUUGGUAUAGCAAUGCCUCAUCUAAGCCUGGAGGAAAGGAGCGCAGGAGCCUCUCUCUUCCUACAAGCAGACAACAAAAACAAAGUAAUUUGUCAGAAUCCAAUGAACAUGAUGGUAAAGUCUAAGCGUUUAUGUAGUAUAAGUUAAGCAUACGAGGGCAGCUAAUUCCAGCAACUUGUCAAUCAUUUGAGAUUAGAAAACCUUGCCAUUCGAUUCUAAUUAUUUUCUCCUCGAUUCUAUAAUUCUUAUUUUUUAUUUUUUAUUUUUGUACUCGAUCCUAUCAGGGAAAGGGAUGCUUUAGGAUAGGACUAGGCUCCCUGCAAAAUUUUCUUCUGUCUCACGAAUAUUAUUCAUAGUAAUUUAUUCAAGUCGAAUGGGAAAUAAAUGUUUUGUGAUUACAUUAUUGUCCA
Populus euphratica (Euphrates poplar) is the source of this 1604-nucleotide messenger RNA. RefSeq names its product Nucleotide-sugar transporter family protein. The transcript has 6 exons. The coding region runs from base 312 to 1319 and encodes 335 amino acids. The record is from RefSeq and is a predicted model, not a curated record. NCBI's taxonomy places the organism in Eukaryota, Viridiplantae, Streptophyta, Magnoliopsida, Malpighiales, Salicaceae.